GGAACCAGCUAAAGAAUUUCUUUCGCAACUUCCGGAAGAAAAUUUAUUUUUAGAAAAACACAUGUUCUCGCUGACGUUCUAAGCAGAAAAAAACCCAAAAAUAUCACAAGAUCAAAGAAUUUAUAAUCCUAUAAAGUGUGAACAUGCCUUCAGAUGCAAAGAAAAAGCGAGAACAGAAGAAAAAAGAGGCAGCCAAGCGUGGUAAGAAGCAGCAACCUACUGAAGGGACAGCCAAUGGCGUUGAUGAAGAUGCACCGCUUCCAAAUGGCACAGAAGUUAAUGGCAGUAGUAAUGGAGCUAGUAAUGGUAUAAACGGUGUCACAGAACAGCUGGACGAACUGCAGCUAGCAGCUAAAUAUAGGUCCGUGGCAGGUGUGCUCGCGUCACAUGUAGACAGUCGUGACCUUCAUCUUGAUAGUAUAACUAUACGUUUCCAUGGUGCUGAACUUUUGGUUGAUAGUCGACUAGAGUUAAAUUGUGGGCGAAGAUACGGUUUGAUAGGUCUCAAUGGAUGUGGUAAGUCUACCUUGUUAGCAGCACUGUCACAGAAGGAACUUCCUAUACCAGAUCAUAUAGACACAUUUUUGUUACGUCGGGAGAUGCCACCAAGUGACAAAACAGCCAUGGACUGUGUAAUGGAAGUUGAUGAAGUGAGACUGAAACUGGAGAAAGAAGCUGAGAUACUUGCCACAAAAGAUGAUAAUGAAUCUCAUGAACGCUUGAUGGAUGUUUACGAGCAUUUAGAUGAAAUAGAUGCUGACAAGGCAGAACAGAAAGCUGCCUAUAUUCUCACUGGUCUUGGCUUUACAACAAAGAUGCAGCAUACAGCUGUAAAACAUUUCUCCGGAGGUUGGCGUAUGAGAAUUGCACUUGCUAGAGCCCUGUUUAUAAAGCCGGCACUACUGUUGCUAGAUGAACCAACAAAUCACCUUGAUCUUAAUGCCUGUGUAUGGUUAGAGGAAGAACUAAAGAAGUACAAGAGAAUAUUGGUGGUUAUAUCUCACUCCCAGGAUUUUCUCAAUGGUGUUUGUACAAACAUCAUUCACAUGAACAAGCAGAAAAUAAAGAUAUAUGGAGGUAAUUUUGACAGUUAUAUACAAACAAGGUUUGAGCUGGAGGAGAAUCAGAUGAAACAGUACAGGUGGGAACAAGAUCAGAUAGCCAAUAUGAAGAACUAUAUAGCCAGGUUUGGUCACGGAAGUGCUAAGUUGGCCCGUCAAGCUCAGAGUAAAGAGAAGACACUGAAGAAGAUGGUUGAAGGAGGUCUUGCUGAGAAAGUCACCGGGGACAAGGUCUUAACAUUCUAUUUCCCAAGCUGUGGAAAGAUCCCACCACCUGUGAUAAUGGUACAACAUGUCAGCUUUAGGUAUAACGAAGAGACGCCUUAUAUAUAUAAGAACUUGGAUUUUGGAGUAGAUUUAGAUACCAGAGUAGCACUUGUGGGUCCAAAUGGAGCAGGGAAAUCUACACUUCUCAAGUUGAUAGUUGGUGAUUUGAUUCCAACAGAUGGCCUGAUUAGAAGGCAUUCACAUUUGAAGAUCGGCAGAUAUCACCAGCAUUUACAUGAAAUACUGGAUAUGGACAUGAACGCCCUAGAGUGGAUGAUGCAAAAGUUCCCGGAUAUCAAGGAAAGGGAAGAAAUGAGAAAAAUCAUUGGUAGAUACGGGUUGUCUGGUCAGCAACAGAUUGUACCUCUACGUAAUUUAUCUGAUGGUCAGAGAUGCCGUGUGAUAUUUGCAUGGUUGUCAUGGCAAUCACCACAUCUGUUACUACUUGACGAACCCACCAAUCAUCUCGAUAUAGAGACCAUAGAUGCUUUAGCUGAAGCAAUCAAUGACUUCGAAGGUGGAAUGAUCCUCGUUAGUCACGACUUCAGACUUAUAUCACAGGUUACUGAGGAGAUUUGGAUUUGUGCAAACGAAACAAUCACCAAAUAUGAGGGAGACAUUUUCAAAUACAAGGAAAAGCUUGUGAAAAUUGUACAGAAAGAGAACGAAAGACUUCUACAGCAAAAGAAAUGAUGAUAGUUCUCAGUUAGGCCUUAAUUGACUUUAUUUAUUGACAAGAAACAUUUAUGCUCCACAUGAUACUGUAAGUUGGGUAAAAUUUACAAUUAAUUUAUUUCUGCUAAUAUUUACAAACAGAGCGACAAACAAAUUCAAAACGCUUGUGAAAAUUAAGCAAUAGAAUGAACAGGUACAUGACAUAAAUUUUUAUAAACAAGAUUAUGGCUACUGCCUUACAGGUCGAGAAGUAAAUGAUGUAAAAGUUACCCAGCAUGCAAUAAUCAACAUAAAAAUGAACAAAUGCAGGCAUUUAAGAAAAAAGGGAAGGAACUGUGAAGAAAAUCAGAUUGAUCAAACUAUGGAACUUUUGCAAUUUGAUAACAAAUUGUAGAAUAUCAGUAAGAAAAAUAGUAAGAAAUAUUUUAAGGUUGACACACAUAUUUAGUACUUUAACCUGCUUUCAUUUGUUACUAUGAUACAGGGGUGUGAGAGUAUUUUUUACAAUUCGCCUUGUAGCCUGUAAAAUAAACUCGUCCUUGGUGAACCAUCACUUUUCCCAAUAAAUUUUUUUUCAUCAUUCCACUAGUCUCUUCCCUAGAUAAACUACAGAUAUUGCUUUUAUUCUCAAAUCUGACACAGUAAGAUUAAUAAAGUGGUGAAUAUAAUUACAGAAAAUGCAUAUAAAAUAUCUUUGUGACUGAGUAGCUUACAUGCAUUUAUUGUAAAGGUUGCGAAAGCGAAUCACAGUCUUGUCUUAACCUAGAAACUUGCGGGCGCCUGUAAACCAUGAUCGUUGUGCAGUUGAAUUUUCAAGUGUUUAUCCACUUGCAUAUUGAUGCCUUUCUUUUUGCAAGGAAAUUCAGAACUAAUUAGAUGAAAUUUGGAAACAUUUCAUAGAAAAAAAGCACCUGCCCAGCCAGUCGAGUAUACAGGUAAUAUCACUCAUCUGAGUUGAACUUUAAAUCACCACUGUGAGUGGAAUUUCACACCCCUGUUAUGGUUAAAAAUGAUUAAUCUGUGAAAUUUACCUAAUAUAUAUAACAUUAUUGCUAAUGCAAAGCUUUCAAGUAGACUCUGUCUGUUUUAAGUCAGUUCUUUUAUUCUCUGUUUGAUCUGGAGACUAAUUUUUGUAAAAAGUGUUUCUGUUUUACUCACAUUUCUUCAGAAAAGUACGAGAGUUUAUGACGGAUGAAAUAAUUUAGUAAUUUGUAACAGGGAGAGUCUUCGGUCUCCUAUACAAGUCUUAAGGGAAAAGGAAAAGAUCGUCUCACAUAGAAUUCUUUAACUAUUCAAAGUGGUCUAGCACAGACCUUAGAGUGGGGGAAAAGAAAAUUUUCAUUACCAUUUCUUGCUUAUACCUAGUCCUUGAUAUUGAGAAACUUUAAGAUGAUAACAAGCAGUUCCAUGCUGUUUCAAGACUUUUUGGCCCUUACUGUUACUCCUAUGUGCUCAUGACUUAGUACCAACAUGGAAAUGCAGAAAUUGCUUCCAAAUAUAGUCAAAUGAAAAUUGAUGUAUGUUGUUGCUGGUCUUCUCAAUGAGCAUUACGUUUUAGCAUGUGUUCAAAUUUUCUUGAAAAGAGCAUAUAAACAAUUUUUUUCUUUGGGAUUUAUUUGUUUCACGUGGCUGUGUACUGCCUUUUCAUAUUUUACAGAAGUUUAUUACGUUUUAAGAUUUUAAAAAAAAUUACGUAUUUUCAAGAAAGUUUGAGAAAAGUACUUGAUGCUUUAUUUUCAAAAUGUGUUAUUUAUUUAAUGCAUGUCUUUCAAUUGUUGUUUUUAACUACAGUGUACAUUCAAGUAAAUAGUAUCGUCAGCUA
This is a messenger RNA of Mercenaria mercenaria, 3825 nucleotides long. Its product is annotated as ATP-binding cassette sub-family F member 2-like. The record is from RefSeq and is a predicted model, not a curated record. Lineage: Eukaryota; Metazoa; Mollusca; Bivalvia; Venerida; Veneridae. The transcript is spliced from 14 exons. Bases 144 to 2021 code for a protein of 625 amino acids. Gene Ontology annotation, molecular function: ATP hydrolysis activity; ATP binding.